Gastrolobium bilobum is the source of this 680-nucleotide messenger RNA. Its product is annotated as heavy metal-associated isoprenylated plant protein 33-like. Gene Ontology annotation, molecular function: metal ion binding. The coding region runs from base 164 to 394 and encodes 76 amino acids. NCBI's taxonomy places the organism in Eukaryota, Viridiplantae, Streptophyta, Magnoliopsida, Fabales, Fabaceae. The transcript is spliced from 3 exons. The record is from RefSeq and is a predicted model, not a curated record.
UUCAAAGUUAAAUUAAAACCACACUACCCUUUUUCUUCUAAAUGCUCCUCACCUGUUAAAGGUUUGUGGAAGCAGAAACUUUUGGUACCAAUUUUUCACUCAGAUUUUGAAUUCUCUCCUGCUUUUCCACACACACACACACAUAUAUAUAUAGUAAAGCAGAAUGACAAAUGUGGUGGAAGUGAAGGUUGGUUUACACUGUGACGAGUGUAUCAAGAAAAUUCUCAAGGCCAUCAAGAAGAUUGAAGAUAUUGAGACGUAUAACGCUGACAAACAGCUGAACAAGGUUAUCGUUACAGGGAACGUGACAACAGAAGAAGUGAUUAGAGUUCUUCAAAAGAUUGGGAAGCAUGCUAUUCCCUGGGAAGAUGUUCAAUCCCAACCCAAUUGCUGAACUCUCAAUUCCAUCCUUCAAGUUUUCUUUUCUCUUAGAACCACAUGCUCGAUGUAAAAUUAUAUAUACCAAACAGUUUUUUCCGUAAAAUUUUUCGGAAAAAAUAACUUUCUCAUCAUGUUUCUAGAAAUUAUAAUUCCCAAAUACUAAAAAAAAUGUAUCCUCUACCAAAAGUCCAAUUUAUUUAGGUAUAAUUAUAUAUGCACACCUCAUCAGUUUUGUAAUUUUUUGCCUUUAUCUCCGAAUAAACGCAACUGAUAGGUCAGCCAUCGUGUGAAACAUUUGC